Messenger RNA from Dovyalis caffra, 1050 nucleotides. The record is from the annotation of a GenBank genome assembly. NCBI's taxonomy places the organism in Eukaryota, Viridiplantae, Streptophyta, Magnoliopsida, Malpighiales, Salicaceae.
AUGUGUUUUCAUGGAUUGGCCUUGAAUGUCGAGGGUGCUUCCAGGGCUGCAUUUUAUCAAUUGGGUCAUUCGAGUCCAAUCAAAACCCAGCUGAGAAGUUAUCGGAAAAGUCAGUUUCCGGCAAUAUUUCGGGUGAGUCAAAGACCUAAUAGAGUGUUUGUGAGAAUGGCUUCUGGUGGUGGACAGGAGUUCCCUCCUCAAAAGCAGGAUGCCCAGCCUGGUAAAGAGCAUGCUAUGGACCCAACUCCACAGUUCACCAACCCUGAUUAUAAGCCCUCUAAUAAGCUCCAGGGAAAGGUAGCAGUAGUGACUGGUGGAGAUUCUGGGAUAGGAAGAGCUGUAUGCCAUAUUUUUGUGAUUGAAGGGGCAACCGUGGCCUUCACAUAUGUGAAGGCUCAUGAGGAUAAAGAUGCUAAUGAUACCCUUCAGAUGCUGAAGAAACAUAAGACUGCUGAUGCGAAGGAUCCUAUUGCUAUACCAGUGGAUUUGGGGUUUGAUGAGAAUUGCAAGAGAGUGGUUGAUGAGGUGGUGAACGCGUUUGGCCGGAUCGAUAUUUUGGUUAACAAUGCAGCUGAGCAGUAUGAGUGUAGCUCUGUGGAGGAGAUUGAUGAGCAGAGGCUUGAAAGGGUGUUUCGGACUAACAUCUUCUCUUACUUCUUCAUGACCAGGCAUGCCUUGAAGCACAUGAAAGAAGGCAGCUCCAUAAUCAACACAACAUCAGUUAAUGCAUAUAAGGGAAACUCCAAGUUACUGGACUACACAGCAACCAAAGGUGCAAUUGUGGCUUUCAUUAGAGGACUUGCACUACAGCUUGCUAGCAGAGGAAUACGCGUUAAUGGUGUUGCCCCUGGACCCAUUUGGACGCCACUGAUACCAGCAUCAUUCAAAGAAGAGGAGGUUGCUAAUUUUGGGAAACAAGUGCCUAUGCAAAGAGCUGGCCAGCCGGUUGAGGUUGCGCCUAGCUAUGUGUUCCUUGCUUGUAACCAUUGCUCCUCUUACAUAACUGGCCAAGUCCUUCACCCUAAUGGUGGUGUCAUAGUGAAUGGCUGA